Urocitellus parryii (Arctic ground squirrel) is the source of this 5138-nucleotide messenger RNA. RefSeq names its product small G protein signaling modulator 1 (gene Sgsm1). The record is from RefSeq and is a predicted model, not a curated record. Gene Ontology annotation, biological process: activation of GTPase activity. Gene Ontology annotation, molecular function: GTPase activator activity. Lineage: Eukaryota; Metazoa; Chordata; Mammalia; Rodentia; Sciuridae.
GCCUUCCCCGCCGCCGCCGCCUGCGACAGGACCUGAGCCUAGAGGACGCUGCGCGAGCCAUGGCUGCGGCCCCCGCGGGGGCGGAGACCCGGCAGAAGCUGCUGCGCACCGUGAAGAAGGAGGUGAAGCAGAUCAUGGAAGAGGCCGUCACGCGCAAGUUUGUCCACGAAGACAGCAGCCACAUCAUCUCCUUCUGCGCCGCGGUGGAGGCCUGCAUCCUGCACGGGCUGCGGCGGCGGGCAGCUGGCUUCCUGCGCAGCAACAAGAUCGCGGCUCUCUUCAUGAAGGUGGGCAAGAGCUUUCCGCCGGCCGAGGAGCUGAGCCGCAAAGUCCAGGACCUGGAGCAGCUGAUCGAGAGCACGCGAAACCAGAUCCAGGGCCUCCAGGAAAAUGUUCGGAAGCUGCCUAAGCUGCCCAACCUGUCCCCACUCGCCAUCAAGCACCUGUGGAUCCGCACCGCCUUGUUUGAGAAGGUCCUGGACAAGAUUGUGCAUUACCUCGUGGAAAACAGCAGUAAAUACUAUGAGAAGGAAGCUCUCCUGGUGGACCCUGUGGACGGUCCCAUCCUUGCAUCCUUGUUGGUGGGGCCCUGUGCCCUGGAGUACACCAAGAUGAAGACCGCGGACCACUUCUGGACCGACCCCUCCGCCGACGAGCUGGUGCAGAGGCACCGCAUCCAUAGCUCACACCUGCGGCAGGACUCGCCCAGCAAGCGGCCAGCCCUCUGUAUCCAGAAGAGGCAUUCGAGUGGAAGCAUGGACGACCGGCCGUCCCUGUCUGCCCGUGACUAUGUGGAGUCCCUGCACCAGAACUCCAGAGCCACCCUGCUCUACGGCAAGAACAACGUUCUGGUUCAGCCGAGGGAUGACAUGGAGGCUGUACCUGGGUACCUGUCCCUGCACCAGACAGCUGACAUUAUGACCUUGAAGUGGACACCCAACCAACUGAUGAACGGGUCCAUGGGGGACCUGGACUAUGAGAAGAGUGUCUACUGGGACUACGCCAUGACCAUACGCUUGGAGGAGAUUGUCUAUCUGCACUGUCACCAGCAAGUGGACAGCGGCGGGACAGUGGUGCUGGUCAGCCAGGAUGGGAUCCAGAGGCCGCCCUUCCGCUUCCCCAAGGGUGGGCACCUCCUGCAGUUCCUCUCGUGCCUGGAGAAUGGGCUGCUUCCCCACGGGCAGCUGGACCCGCCUCUCUGGUCCCAGAGGGGAAAGGGCAAAGUGUUUCCCAAGCUGCGCAAGAGAAGCCCUCAGGGUUCCUCAGAGUCCACGUCUUCAGACAAGGAGGAUGAGGAGGCCACAGAUUAUGUGUUCCGGAUCAUCUACCCCGGCUCGCAGUCUGAAUUUGUCCCCCAGGAUCUGAUGGAUGUCUCCGUGAACAACCUCCCAUCCCUAUGGCAACCCAGCCCCCGGAAAUCCUCCUGCUCGUCCUGUUCACAGAGUGGCUCAGCUGGUGGCAGCUCAACCAAUGGCUGCAACCAUGAGAGGGCUCCUCUGAAGCUGCUCUGUGACAACAUGAAGUACCAGAUCCUCUCCAGAGCCUUUUAUGGAUGGCUCGCCUACUGCAGACACCUGUCCACCGUGAGGACCCACCUGUCAGCCCUGGUCAAUCACAUGAUCGUGUCUCCGGACUUGCCCUGUGAUGCUGGCCAGGGGCUGACAGCCAGGAUCUGGGAGCAGUACCUUCAGGACAGCACGAGUUACGAGGAGCAGGAGCURCUGCGGCUCAUCUACUACGGAGGCAUCCAGCCCGAGAUCCGCAAGGCUGUGUGGCCCUUCCUCCUGGGCCACUAUCAGUUCGGGAUGACAGAAACGGACAGGAAGGAGGUGGAUGAGCAGAUCCAUGCCUGCUACGCACAGACCAUGUCAGAGUGGCUGGGAUGCGAGGCCAUCGUGCGGCAAAGGGAGCGGGAGUCCCAUGCAGCCGCCCUGGCCAAAUGCUCUUCGGGGGCCAGCCUGGACAGCCACCUGCACCGGAUGAUGCACAGGGACUCCACCAUCAGCAAUGAGUCUUCCCAGAGCUGCAGUUCCGGCCGCCAGAACCUCCGCCUACAGAGCGACUCCAGCAGCAGCACACAGGUGUUUGAGUCCGUCGAUGAGGCAGAGCAGGUGGAAGGAGAAGGCCGACUGGAGGAGAAACAGCCCAAGGUCCCCAACGGGAACCUAGAAAACGGCCCGUGCUCCCCAGACUCUGGCCAUCCAUCUUCCCACAACUUCUCCUCCGGCCUCUCAGAGCACUCGGAGCCCAGCCUCAGCACCGAAGACAGCGUCCUGGACGCCCAGCGGAGCGCGCCCCCGGCCCUUCCACCUGGGGACAACAGCGUGGACGACGGGCAGAGCAGUGAGGCCACCACCUCAAGGGACGAGGCCCCUCGCGAGGAGCUGGCAGUGCAGGACCGACUGGAGAGCGACAGCCUGGCCAACGGGAGCCUAGACGAGUUCAUGUCCAUCGCUGGCAGCAUGGACGUGGCCCUGCCCGAGAAGGACGGUGUGACAGGGGAGGGCUGGCGGGGCUGCGAGGCCGAGAAGCGCAGCCAGGCGGACAGUGAGGACAACCUCUCGGAGGAGCCCGAGAUGGAGAGCCUCUUCCCCGCCCUGGCUUCCCUGGUGGUGACCACUUCGGCCAACAAUGAGGCGUCCCCGGUGUCGUCCAGCGGCGUCACCUACUCACCGGAGCUGCUGGACCUGUACACCGUGAAUCUGCACCGCAUCGAGAAGGACGUGCAGAGGUGUGACCGCAACUACUGGUACUUCACACCCGCCAACUUGGAGAAGCUGCGCAACAUCAUGUGCAGCUACAUCUGGCAGCACAUUGAGAUCGGCUAUGUCCAAGGCAUGUGUGACCUUCUGGCUCCGCUGCUGGUCAUCCUGGAUGAUGAGGCCCUGGCUUUCAGCUGCUUCACAGAGCUCAUGAAGAGGAUGAACCAGAACUUUCCCCACGGAGGCGCCAUGGACACGCACUUUGCCAACAUGAGGUCGCUGAUCCAGAUCCUGGAUUCGGAGCUUUUUGAGCUGAUGCAUCAGAACGGGGACUACACCCAUUUCUACUUCUGUUACCGCUGGUUCCUGCUGGACUUCAAACGAGAACUCGUCUACGAUGACGUCUUCGCCGUCUGGGAGACCAUCUGGGCAGCCAAGCACGUCUCCUCCGCCCACUACGUCCUGUUCAUCGCGCUGGCUCUGGUGGAAGUCUACCGCGACAUCAUCCUGGAGAACAACAUGGACUUCACGGACAUCAUCAAGUUCUUCAAUGAAAUGGCUGAGCGACACAACACCCGGCAGGUGCUGCAGCUGGCCCGGGACCUCGUGUACAAGGUGCAGACCCUGAUUGAGAACAAGUAGGGGGGCGCCACCCGCACCCGUCUCCCGCCCUCCUUUCCUCCCCCGAGCCCGGCCUGGGCGCCCGCCCUGGAGUCUGCUCAUGAACGUGGCUCCUGUGCCCAGAGAAAGGGCCCUGCUUUGGCCGUGGGCAGGUGGGUCCAGGUCAGUCCAGCCUUACGUUUUCCUGUUUGACCAAAGAUUGACCAAGCCCAAGGCCUCCGACGCGGGUCUGGCUGCAGAUGGACGGAGGAGGCCUCUUCCCUCUGCCCUGUCUGUCCCCCAACCCUUCCUCAUCUGUCCAGAAGAGGUCUGGAGAGGUCUCUGGGGCUCCCACUGUGCCCUCAAAGCGGCCUUUGGAGACAUCCAAGAACAUGCUGGAAGGCUGGUCUAGGGGGGCCCCUCCCGCAGCGCUGUCUUGGAGGUCCGCGGGUUCCUGGUGGCGGGCUGCCCCACACAUCUAGGAUGCUGAGCGGCCUCCUCRGCUUCCACCCAGAUGCCAGGAGCUCUGUCCCCACCUCAUGCUUGUUGUGAUAAUCCCAAAUGUCCAGAACAUCCCUGGAUGUCCCCUGCAGGGCAGAAUUGUCCCCAUUUGAGAUGUCUCCGCUGCCUCCCUGUUUUGCCAAGCCAUCCUCUGUCCUGAGGCCUCCCUCAAGAAAAAGGGCGCACGGGGUCCUCCCCAGGCUCCCCUGGACUCUGGGGCUGCUCUGCUGCAUUAGCUUGUUUUCCCUCCUCGACAUGACGCCAGGAGACACUUCUUUUCUUCUUUUCAAGAAAAGCAUCUUCCUGCAAGUAGCUGGAGUCUGAGGACUUCUGUGGGCGCCAGGUCCAGGCUCUGCAGGGCCCUGUGCACCUCAAGGCCGGGCUCGGCCCCCUCCCAGUGCCUCUUCCUGGGGGAGACCUCACUGGGCCUGGUGCGCAGAGGCCUGCAGGGAGAGCCUCKUUCAGGGGGCCGACCUUUCCCUAAGCGCUUUGUUCACUCAGGACAAAGGAGGGAAAUGAGAGGGAUUGGCCAGGGCAGAGCUGGCUYCUGCUGUCCUUGGGGAGCACCUGGGCCAUGGCUGGGUCCAGGAAGAGUCCUCUGAGCACCUGCCCAUCAGGGGCACAGUCUACAGACGACGAGCUUCAGCACCUGCCCCUGCCCUCGGGCAGAGCACCUGGCCAGCUCUCCCAUCAAAGAACAGACCUGGACAGGCCAGAGAGCAGGAGGCUGGGCGGAAGCUCCUCCCGCUAGACCUGCUGCCUCUAGGGUCACCAAGGGCCAGCUGCAGCUUGGGAUGGGAGGAAGUGGGGAAGCGGAUUUAAGAUCUGAGAGGCUGCAACCAGGCGGGKAGAGUCUCUCCUGCCUCCCUUCCUCCUGCUGCAUCUGUCCUCCGCCCUCCCCCGAGGGGACAGGAUGGACAGAGGCCUGGCUGCUGCCUGAGGAGAGUCCCAUGGAAGUCACCUUCGCCCCACCCUGCUAGGGGARGGGACAUUCUGGUCCCCAGCUUCCCAAGACAGAGGGGCCUGUGGGACAGAAGUGUUCUCUGCCACUCAGCAGUUCUCUAGGGGGAUGGUACUGAGCACAGCCCAGGCCCCAGGCCUCCCGAGUCCUAUUUAUUUUUGUAUCAGAAAGUCUCAAAGUACAGCACAAGAUCUCUCCUCUGCCUCCCCUGUGGCGUGCCGAGUGUCUGUGGUUGUGGUUUGGAGUGACUUUAUAUUUACACAGUUUACCUGCUCUCAUUCAGACUUCGUUGGCUGUGUGUGUCUGUGUCCGUGUGUCCUGGAGCUGAACGUGAGAGACUCUGUCUGCGAGCUGCCCUCUUUCCCUUUCCCCAG